AUUAUUACCUCUAUCGAGUAAUAACUAACCACAGUUUUGCUCGUUACCAGUUCCCUUACUAUUCACAUACUUAUUACAACACUAGAAUAAGCACCGUCUCUGCCUGCGUGUUUUACUGCAACUGAAAAUUAUCAGCCGAGAAGGAGGAAAGGUCGAAAAAAAAACUAAAAAGUAAAAUACUGGUUAAAAAGUCUGCGAAUUCCAGCAGUUACUGAUUUCAUUUGCCUUUUUCGAAGUUAGGCCUGAAUGAAAAGUUGUUCAAUUGCUCUCCGAAUAAUUGGGCUCAGAAUUCCUCGAGAAUACUUCACUGGUAUAUCAAAUGAGGCAACUAGUAGUGUAGAAUUUCCACUCUGCUCUGAAAUAAAAUCGCCCUUCCUGCUUUUUAAGCCAGCCUCGAAGUCAGUUUUUCCCCUAAUUUUCACGAUUUUUUGUCUCUUUCUUUUUAGUGGUUAUUUAUACCGCACGUAGUAAUAAUAUCUCGGCGUAACGGUGUAAUAACAUGGCGUGUUGGUGAUGUUCUAAGUACUAACUAGCUAAUACACGACAAUGAGCAACCCGCCCCUUUUUCCAGACACUUCGAAGAAAGGGCAAAAAUAGAACUUCUCAUUAAAAUUACCAUUCCGUUUUUCUUCAAUUAUUCCUUCUUAUUGUUCAAUUGCAGCAUUUGCAUUAUAAUUUAUAAAUGCAGUUUUAUUAUUCUGAGUUCCAGUUGCUGAGUUGUAAGAAGACUGCAGAAAAGCUCUCUCCCCGUCCCUUUUGUUGGUUUUAUUCGUUUACUUUGCAGCAGUAGCAUACCGGUCUUUCCCAGUUAUUUUCCCAUUUACCACAUGCUUAUGUCACUUAGCGAGACUGACAUGCUGGGUAUAUGUUCAGUUUCUAGACGACAACCCUCCCCCAUUUUUCUGUGAGACCCCGUGACGUGCAAGCAGCACAAUCAAAUUCUGCUGCAGCGCACUUAACCGUACUACUGUUCUCUCAGCCGCUGACCGGGGAAACAAGUUGCAAAUUAAUUCAUUCAUUCAGUCACGAAUCAGUCGAAAUAAAACCCUUCAGCGAGGUUUCAAAUUGCGUAAUUAUAAUAGCACUCAGGGCCAAUUGGCUUUUCAUUAUUCAGUUCUCUUGUGUAGUUUAUCUUGUUUCAACUGAUUUAUUUCCUCGUUUUAUUUCAUAGAUAACGACAUCCAAGUGCAGAAAAUGGACGAUAACUUAAGCUGAAUUGCACAAAAAAAACACGCGUUGGAGGUUCGACAAAACCAACUUCAUUCCAACUGCUAGCUUAAUCGCCGAUCUGCCUCGUCAAAAAACUGACCUCAAAAUUUACCAAUCGAAUAACCUGCGAACAUUAUUUUUAUUUCAAGUAUUUAAACAUAAGUGAAAUUCUUUUUAGCGGCAAUUACAUAUUACUUGUCUAUAACUGUCUACAAUUCCUCCGUUUGAUUUCGCUUUUUGGUUUAGUUAAUUUACCCAGUUGAUUAGAUUGGUUAUACUUAGUUAUUAAUUGAGGUUCUUCUGUGGAUGAGCUCCAUCUUUCAGGCGUUGUGCCAUGCUGACGCAAUUGGCGACCCGCAGUUUUUGCACCUCCACUUAUUUCACACUUUUUCACUGGAAAGUUCCAUCACUAUUAAAUCACUUCUCGUUCACACAUCGUUCACGACCAGUCAGGAUCAGUUGUCAAGGUCAGUUAAGUUCAGUCGCUGCUGCCUGGAGGUCAAAGUUUCAGGUCACUUGCGGGUUGCUAGAGCAGAUAGCUAAUUAUGCAUUUGGUGAGCGAUGUCUCCGAUUCGGUUUACACUUUGCUUAACUACCCCCAUUUUAUCAACAGAGUCAAACUCGUUAUAAUAAACUACCUGCUCAUAACUAGUCUCAUUCUGCAGCCCUGUUCCGCUGCAAUUGGGCGCCAAAAAGUAUUGUCCAAGUCAUCGAGAACCCAAAACUCCGAAUCAGACCAACCCGAAAUCAUUUCAUCAUCUGCAAGAAUAUCCCAAAUCGAAAAUAUGCCAAAAGUGAAAACAAAAUUAAAGCCAGAUGGAAGAGAAUGUAAUAAAUUAUAUGGUCAGUUGGUUCAAAGGUCUGGAUUGAAUGAACUGCAGAAAAAACAGAAUACCAGCUGUCCAAAAACACAAGCGGGCGAAAAUACUCAAAAUUGGUACGAAUACUUCAAGUAUUUAGCCCACGGAGAACCUGAGAAAGAAAUUUGUGGCCUUCCCGGAUACAGUGCUGUUAUCCCUGAAAAAGACGAGCAGAACAAACAUCAAUGGGGUAUUCUGUUCACUCCUGAAAUUGAUUAUGCAUUUACAAAUAAGGAAAUAAACGAGUCGCACAUAUGGUCUGUAAAAUCAACCUGCAAAAAUCUGUUCAGAAAAAAUGAAACAACAACUCACGAAAACUCAGAUGAAAAUUCAAGUUUACCACUUGAAGAUUUACUGAGCAAGUUACGGCUACCAUUUUGUGGUUAUUACAAUAUUUUAAUAGAAGAGGCUUUUCCUCAAAAUUUCACGCUUUACAACCAGUGUAUGCGACCACGAGACACAUUGCUAACUUUGCAGCAUAUUUUGGCACCACAUUCAGGGAGUAAUAGCACCCCUCUCAUAACUGAGUCAAAUUGCGAGGCGGUGCUGACUUAUUUAACGACAAGCGACUACAAGGCCAGUGUGAAUUUCUACGGGCACUUCGUGGCGUCUCUCGCGAGGUACGAUUGCCGAGUGCCAGGCAAAUCGGAUCCCGACUACACAGUCGGCGCCGUCUGCUUUAACUGUGCCGUGGUGUACAGACAAUGGAUAUGUGGAACCUCAGUUAGACCUCCGGAGGAGCUACUAAAUCCGAUUUCAUCCAGCAUCCUAAACCUCUCUUCAACUUCACCCCUCGCGCCUUCUUCCGAUCAGUCACGUGACCAAAACGUUCACUCUUCGUCUUUUUUGGACGAGAAAAGGGAGAGUGAUAAUGAAGGGGUCCGAACAACGCAACAAGUAUCGAGGACCAAAUCUGCUGACGUCAUAGGUGCUACGACGGAUACUGAAAGGGGAAGUCGGGGGGAUAAAAACGUGAAUGGGAUAAAAGAGAGGGGGAGGGGUGGAAUGGGGAAGCCCUGCAACACACUGUGUCACAGAGUGGAGCUGCUUUGUCCUUUUCUUAACCCCUCUUUGGCCAGUGGGGGUCGACCUGUAUUCGAAUGCCCCCCUGUAACUGGCGUGGAUGAAAUAGAUUUCUAUAGCAAUGACCAAAAUAUGUGUUACAAUCCAUAUCAAAACUCUUCUCUCGACUCUAUGCUGCAGACACAAUUAGACCUGCAACAGCUCCCGACAACACUUCACAGUCGGAGAAACGCCCCACCCCUGCGAGCAGAUUCUUGGAUAUGGCCCUCCUCACGAAGGAAAAGAUCCUCAUCGCCUAUUGUCACGCUAAUCCGGAGAGUAACCAGUAAUGCUGCCAUUUCGCCGCAGCAAUCAUCAAUCGUACUGGCUAGUUUGGAAACAGUGAGAGGGCUGAUGAUAGCAUUGUUUUAUGACAAUAACCUCUGGCCCUUCUACGGGGGUUGGAGGGAUGCUGGAACGGUGGUUUCAAAUUCCUCUGGGGACCAAUUGAGUGCCUACUUGUUUUCACGCGACCUUUCACUUGAUGAAAACUGUUUACAUUAUUUACAGCAAAAGCAGCAGCAGCAGCCGCAGCAGCAGCAGCAGCAUGAGAAUCUCUGUUCACGUGAGGUGGGAGAGGGAAAGAUAGGGGGGAUUGUUGUGGGGUGUAAAUCUAAUUACGACUGUCUGCAUUGUGUGCGCGGACCCUUAUCGCGAGCGAGACUUCUUGAGCGAAAUUGCAUUUCUACCAGUGAAAGGGGUAAAGAGCCCACAUCAUUUAGCAUGAAUGAAAGGCUGUUAAAUUUGAUAAGCACCCUUACACACGUGGCGCUUUACCUAUGUGUCGUAUCGUGGAUACCUCUUCCUCUUUACCCGUUCAGAUAAUGAAAAAGCGGGCUCAAAUUCGCCCCAAAGAGAGGGUUCUAAUUAACAGACUGAAAGCCUUUGGGAUUAUUUCCAGCGACCCAACCCCCUCUUUGGACCACUUACAUCCGACAUGUUUACUCCGUCCACAGUCCUAUAAAUCACCCGCCGCCACACACCAACGCCAAACAACACCUAACACCACCGCCAUUGCCGCUGCCGCUAUGAUCCCAUCCCCAAGCUGACCAAGGAGGACAUGAAAUAAGGAUAAAAACUGAAAUGAACGGGAAAUUUACCCCAUGAUGUGUUACGUAAUUCAGAUACGUAACUCUGAAUUGACCAAAUAAGGAUGACUGCACGUCUCCGCAUUAUCUUUUUUUCUGGGGAAAAUUAACAAUUAAUCAAAUAAGAUUGUACUAAUUAUUUCAAAUGGGCAGAUUU
Symsagittifera roscoffensis is the source of this 4376-nucleotide messenger RNA. RefSeq lists its product as uncharacterized. The record is from RefSeq and is a predicted model, not a curated record. Gene Ontology annotation, biological process: calcium ion import across plasma membrane. Gene Ontology annotation, molecular function: stretch-activated, monoatomic cation-selective, calcium channel activity. The transcript has 4 exons. Gene Ontology annotation, cellular component: plasma membrane. The coding region runs from base 1755 to 3956 and encodes 733 amino acids. Lineage: Eukaryota; Metazoa; Xenacoelomorpha; Acoela; Convolutidae.